Sphaeramia orbicularis (orbiculate cardinalfish) is the source of this 1340-nucleotide messenger RNA. RefSeq names its product aldo-keto reductase family 1 member B1-like. Gene Ontology annotation, molecular function: oxidoreductase activity. The transcript has 10 exons. NCBI's taxonomy places the organism in Eukaryota, Metazoa, Chordata, Actinopteri, Kurtiformes, Apogonidae. Bases 97 to 1047 code for a protein of 316 amino acids. The record is from RefSeq and is a predicted model, not a curated record.
GCCUCCAACAAACGGCAUUGUUUUGUGAGUUUAAAAGCCUUUUGGUUGCAGCUGACUGUUGAGUCUCUCUUCUCGACCAAACAGAAGAUUUACAUCAUGAUUCCCUCUGUUACACUCAACAAUGGAGCCAAAAUGCCUAUUUUGGGUUUAGGAACAUGGAGGUCAGAACCAGGAAAAGUCACUGAGGCUGUUAAGGUGGCGAUAGGUGCUGGUUACAGGCACAUCGAUGGUGCAUAUGUAUACCAGAAUGAAGAAGAGGUCGGGGCUGGUAUUGGUGCCAUGAUUCAAGAGGGAGUGGUGAAGAGGGAGGAUUUGUUCAUCGUCAGUAAGUUGUGGUGUACCUUCCAUGUUCCAUCCCUGGUGAGGAAAGCUUGUGAGAAGACGCUCAGUGACCUGAAACUGGACUACCUGGACCUGUACCUCAUGCACUUCCCCAUUGGCAUCAAGCCAGGCGAUGAGAUUUUCCCCUUGGAUGAAGAAGGCCAGGUAUUUCCAGAUGGCAGCAACUUCCUGGACACUUGGGAGGCCAUGGAAGAGCUUGUAGAUGCUGGAUUGGUCAAGGCUAUUGGCAUCUCCAACUUCAACAAGGACCAGACUGAGGCCAUUCUCAACAAACCAGGCCUCAAGUACAAACCUGCCAACAACCAGAUUGAGUGUCAUCCGUACCUGUGUCAGGAGAAGCUGAUCAACUACUGCCACUCAAAGGGCAUCUCUGUGACUGCUUACAGUCCACUGGGAUCCCCGGACAGACCUUGGGCUACAGCUGAAGAACCCUCCUUGCUUGAUGAACCCAAGAUCAAGGCCAUUGCUAAAAAGUACAACAAGACUGCAGCUCAGGUUCUCAUCCGGUUCCAUAUCCAGAGGAAUGUGAUUGUCAUUGCUAAAUCCGUUACACCCAGUCGCGUCAAGGAAAACUUCCAGGUGUUUGACUUUGAGUUGAGUGAAGAAGACAUGAAGAGCCUGCUGGGUUUGAACAAAAACAGGAGAGGGUUUCCUCUACCAUGGGCCACAAAACACAAAGACUUUCCUUUCAACACCGAAUACUAACUCAUCAGACAGUACAGUACCCUGGGUUGUCUUUUUAUCACUAAUUGAGCUGUUCUUAUUUCCAUCCAUGUGCAAAGUUAUACUCAUGAAGACAGAAACUGAUUAACUAACCACAGCUGGUAACCUUUAACUGGACAAGUAUUAAAGUGGAAUGUUCUCAACUGAACCAUACGUUUAUGUAGCUAAAAAAUGGUUUAAAGUUUGCACUAGUUGUUUUCCUUAUCAUUCUGAAUGUAAAGCACUGUGAACUGGUCUCCUACAUGAUACAUGCUAAUAAAUACUCUUUUUGAUCA